AUGGCCGCCAUCACCACCAUGCCUGCCUGCCUGCCUGCCUGCCUGUCCGCCGGCCUUGCGCCAUCUCCCGCUGAGGCUGGCGGACCAAGGCGGUGGAUGAAGAAAGGUUUCUCGGGCAGCCCUUCACUCUCGCUCGCUGUCUGCACCGGUCAGCCAGGGCCAACAAAUUGCACCGUACCUGACUAUCCACCUGCUUGUUUGGUCGUGCACGAGGCCGCCGAGACGAGACGUGGGCCGGCUAUUGUCGCGAGGGCGAGCGAAGGUUUGAAGACGAGGGCGCUGCGAUCGCGAUCGCCAUCGAGAUCGCAGGUGAAGGAGCGCAGGAGCUUCCACAAACUGCUGGGCCAGAAGCCAAGCACACAAGGCCGGUCGGAUAAAAAGGCCCAGCAACCAACGCACAACGCGGGCCAACAGCACGCCGCCGGGGCUAUCCUGGGUCUGCACCCGCUGUCCGUGACCUCCGGCGCGCGCGCGGGUGAUAUGGCGCCUGGUAGCGAGCGGGCUAAGCAGAUGUGCUGCGAGGUGCUGCUGGUGUUGCUGUCGAGUCGUCCUCGUCCUCGUCCUCGUCCUCACCACUCACAGUCAGCCCUUGUACCUAGCGGGGAAAAUGCGCAACGAAUUAAUCACCGCCCCAACGUCCAAACACAUCGACGUCACCCGUUGUCACCAUCCACUCCCGCUCUCUUAUUCCCACCCACCGCCAUCGCCCCCACCGCCAUCGCCCCCACCGCCAUCGCCAUCGCCAUCGCCAUCUCCAACCCAUCCACCUGA
Molecule: messenger RNA, 771 nt
Organism: Bipolaris victoriae FI3
Lineage: Eukaryota; Fungi; Ascomycota; Dothideomycetes; Pleosporales; Pleosporaceae
Exons: 3
Coding region: 1-771 (256 amino acids)
Source: RefSeq, a predicted model, not a curated record